Manihot esculenta (cassava) is the source of this 2192-nucleotide messenger RNA. RefSeq names its product lysine--tRNA ligase, cytoplasmic. Gene Ontology annotation, molecular function: lysine-tRNA ligase activity; ATP binding; tRNA binding. The record is from RefSeq and is a predicted model, not a curated record. Gene Ontology annotation, cellular component: cytoplasm; cytosol. Gene Ontology annotation, biological process: lysyl-tRNA aminoacylation. NCBI's taxonomy places the organism in Eukaryota, Viridiplantae, Streptophyta, Magnoliopsida, Malpighiales, Euphorbiaceae. The transcript has 17 exons. The coding region runs from base 169 to 2007 and encodes 612 amino acids.
AAAUUUGAAUCUCUAACACGACAAGUCGUAGGGAAUAAGGAAUCGGAGUACAAAACCCUAGUUAAGUUAACAAUGGGGAUAUAAAACCCAGUCCAUCUUCACUCUGUCUCACACCGGACUUGCAAAACCCUUCUCCUGUUCUCAUAGGACGGAAAAAACAAGGCGAAGAUGGAAAGUUCUGUCGACGAAACAGCGAAACAAGUCUCUAAUUUAUCAAUGGACGCCGAGUCUACAGCUUCUGGAGGAGAAACUGUCAGCAAGAAUGCGCGCAAGAAGGAAUUGAAGAAUAAGCAGAGGGAGGAAGAGAGACGACGCAAGGAGGAGGAGAAAGCCAGACAGGCUGCAGAGAGGACUAGUACCCAUGUUCAGAAACCUGCAGCUGCUGAUGAUGAGGAUAUGGACCCAACGCAAUACUAUGAAAAUCGGCUGAAAUAUCUUGCUUCUCAGAAGGCUGAAGGAAAAAAUCCAUAUCCUCAUAAAUUCUCUGUUUCAAUGUCCAUUGUAGAAUUUAUAGAAAAGUAUGGAGGCUUGAGCAAUGGAGAGCAUGUUGAGGAUGUCAAUGAAUCUUUGGCUGGUCGAAUUAUGAAGAAACGAUCCUCCUCAUCAAAGCUAUUCUUUUAUGAUUUGCAUGGUGGCGAUGUUAAAGUCCAAGUGAUGGCUGAUGCGAGCAAGUCAGGCAUGGAUGAAGCUCAAUUUUCGAGGUUUCACUCCAGCGUGAAACGUGGUGAUAUUGUUGGUGUCAUUGGGUUUCCAGGAAAAACUAAAAGGGGAGAGCUAAGUAUUUUUCCAAGAUCUUUUACGGUUUUAUCUCAUUGUCUGCAUAUGAUGCCAAGGGAGAAACCUGGUCAGAAUCCCAAUGUAAAGAGAACUGACAUCUGGGCCCCAGGUCAAACCAGGAAUCCUGAAGCUUAUACUUUAAAAGAUCAGGAAACUCGCUAUCGUCAACGUUAUCUAGAUCUGAUGUUGAAUGCUGAGGUUCGACAGCUAUUCAAGGCCCGAUCUAAGAUCAUAUCAUAUGUUAGAAGCUUUCUUGACAACCUUGAUUUCCUGGAGGUUGAAACACCCAUGAUGAACAUGAUUGCUGGGGGAGCUGCUGCUCGCCCAUUUGUUACUCAUCACAAUGAGCUGAACAUGAGGCUCUACAUGCGUAUUGCACCUGAACUUUAUCUUAAAGAGUUAGUUGUUGGUGGUCUGGAUCGUGUUUAUGAGAUAGGAAAACAAUUUAGAAAUGAGGGUAUUGACUUGACUCAUAACCCUGAGUUUACGACCUGUGAAUUUUAUAUGGCUUUUGCGGACUACAAUGACCUGAUGGAACUAACUGAGAGAUUGUUGAGUGGAAUGGUCAAGGAACUUACAGGGGGCUACAAAAUUAAAUAUCACGCAAAUGGGCUUGACAAUGAUCCAAUUGAGAUAGACUUUACACCACCUUUUAGACGGAUUGAUAUGAUAGAGGAGUUAGAGAAGAUGGCCAACCUCAACAUUCCAAAGGACCUUUCCAGUGAUGAAGCUAACAAGUAUCUUGUUGCUGCUUGUGAAAGGUUUGAUGUCAAGUGUCCUCCUCCGCAGACAACAGCUCGUCUGUUAGACAAAUUGGUAGGGCACUUCCUGGAAGAGACUUGUGUGAAUCCUGCCUUCAUCAUAAAUCAUCCUGAAAUUAUGAGUCCUUUGGCAAAAUGGCAUAGAUCGAAACCAGGCUUGACCGAACGAUUUGAAUUAUUUGUGAACAAGCAUGAGCUAUGCAAUGCAUAUACUGAAUUGAAUGACCCUGUGGUACAACGUCAGCGAUUUACUGAACAACUCAAGGAUCGACAAUCAGGCGAUGAUGAAGCAAUGGCUUAUGACGAAACAUUUUGCACUGCUCUUGAGUAUGGGUUACCCCCUACUGGUGGCUGGGGAAUGGGUAUCGAUAGACUAGCUAUGUUGUUAACUGAUUCCCAGAAUAUCAAGGAGGUGCUGCUCUUCCCAUCUAUGAAGCCUCAAGAUGAACCUCCUGCUAAAGCAACUUGAUGAGUUGGAGACAGAGGUGAAGUUGCUGUCAACUGCUGAUAAAUUUUACCAUAUUGCCUUCCCUUCAUUUUUUGCGCCAACUCAAUUUUUAUUGGGGAUGAUCAUUUGACACUGCCUGUUAAAAGUAUGUGAAAUGUUAUGAAAUGCUCUCAUUAAAUAUAAUUUUAUACGAGAUAUUUGUUACC